Molecule: messenger RNA, 5531 nt
Organism: Xyrichtys novacula (pearly razorfish)
Lineage: Eukaryota; Metazoa; Chordata; Actinopteri; Labriformes; Labridae
Source: the annotation of a GenBank genome assembly
AAGAAGACGAAGAAGAAGAGCAAGCAUCUGUAGGAGAAGAAGACGAUUGUGGACUGUCAACAUUCAGGGAAAAGCUCAUUAUAUUUGCAGUAGAUGGUGACUUUUAUCAAAUGUUAUAGACGACCAUGCAAAGUUAAACACAAGCCAACACUGGACCAAACCCUCGAUCCUUAGACCUGCAGCUGGAGAUCAGAAGCGAAGCCCAGCCAACUCAGUGUAAAGCAAAAGUCCAACCGGGGACGAGGAUGGACCCACCGAUGAUGGACACGUCCGAGACACCUCUCAUCCCUGCCACACGUGAGUACUUCACUGUCUGUUUGUGUUAUUCUGUGUUAAACUUAAUCCAGCAAGACUUUCUCUGUUCAGGUAAGAACAUAAUUUAUGGACUUGCCUUUAUCUUAUAUAAAUAUUACAAACACAAGCCCGAACAUGAAGAAAUGUAACACACGGGGUUUGUUUAUUCUUCAAUAAGUUUCAAGCUUAUACCAAAGCCCUCAAAGUCAUGGAAAACCAAUGCAGCAAAACUUCCCAACAAUGCAGAAUAAUUAUAUCCCAAAGGCGAUGCAUUUAUUAAAGAAUCAAAUUGAUUGGCGAUUAAUGAAGCUAUUUAAUUUGUUUUUCUCUCCUACCAGUUGUUUUUGUUUUUAAGCACACUUAUGAGCUCUCUCUUCAGUCCAGACUGAAGUUGGUGAAGAAAAAAAUUUAACUAACCCUGGGAUUUCUAAGUAAUGGACAUUUUCACACACAGAUCUGAAAAGAGUUUUAUACUGCAUCAAUGAAUAGCACAGCUUCAACAUUUGAAAUUUCUAAAUGAUAAUUAACAUAUUUGACUCAUCCCUACUGUCUACUUUUGAUUGAAUAUUACUUUAUGAAUGAAUGAAUUGGUGACCAAACAAACAAACCACAAAUGUUAAUCUAAGUGGCUGUAGAAAUGGUUGAAUUUGUUUCAGUUUUAUUUUGUUUGGAAAAAGAUUUUAUCCAAAGCUACUUUUAUUUUCUAGUGUCAAAGUUUGUUUGUUUGUUUUCUUCUGCUUUUCCGGGCUGGGUCGCGGGGGCAAUAGCUUCAGCAGGGAAGCCCAGAUAGCCCUCACCCAAGCCACUUCCACCAGCUCCUCUAGGGGGCAUUCCUAGGUGCUCCCAGGCCAGGCGAGAGAUAUAAUCCCUCUUCCUGGUCCUGGGCAGGCCACAAGGUCUACUCCUGGUGGGACAUGUCUGGAACACCUCUUACGGGAGGCAUCCAGAAGGCAUCCUCACCAGAUGCCCGAGCGACCUCAGCUGACUCCUCUCGACAUGGAGGAGCAGCAGCUCUACUCUGUGCGCCUCUUGAGUGUCUGAGAUCCUUACUCUAUCUAAGGCUGAGCCCGGCCACCCUGCAGGGGAAACCCAUUUCGGUGCCUUGUAUCCCCGAUCUUGUUCUUUCGGUCAUGACCCAAAGUUUAUGACCAUAGGUGAGGGCUGGCACGUAGAUCAGCCGGUAAAUCGAGAGUCUCACCUUCGUGUCAAAGUGUUUUAUAUAAAGACUUUGUUUGCCCUCAGUGUUUGCCUCUGUUCUGAUAAUAUGGAUUUAGUGCAUGACAUGUAAACCUCCCUCCUCUCUUUUAGCACACCCGCUCCCUAGGCAGUGCCUCAAGUGCCACAUAAUCUUCUGUACCGACAAGAAACUACAGCGACAUAUGAAGGUGACCCACCCAGCGGAAUAUGAACAAUCCAUGCUGAGGAAUUCCAUUUUCAUCUGUUACAUUUGUGGCCACCAUUUCUCAAACUCCGCCGAGCUCAAGGCCCACCAGAACGCCCACACAGAGAAGAAACCCUACAAAUGUCAGAUCUGUGGCCAGGCCUUUAGUAGACCAUUCCAGCUCACCAGUCAUCAAAAAAGUCAUUUGGAUGAAGAUGGUUACCCAUGUGCUGACUGUGGGAAAGUUUGCAGAACGAUGCUAUUGUUAAAGGAUCACCGCCACUCACGUAGUAAGAAGACUUCUUUAUCGCAAUUGUUUCAACUAGUUUUUUAAUUGUUGUUGUUGAAAAUAGACAACUAAGCAUGUAUGUAUAUAUCAAUUUUGCAAACUGUUUUUCUUUUUUCUGUGUUAGUAGGUUGUUCCAAAGACUGUCUUUGCUCUAUAUGCAACACCAGCUUCAAGAGCACCAAAACAUUGCUCAAACACAUUAAACUAAGGCACGCUUCGCUGGUUUCUGCAGCCAUUAGGGAUCUUCCUGCUGGACACCAAUUAAAAGGACUUCUCACUAAAUUUUCACAGCAGGGAGCUAUUAUGGACAAAGAGCAGAUUCGCAGGCUCACAGACUUUUUAGUGGACAUGCAAAAAGUGAACAGUGUUGUCAAACUGGAGCAGGUUCCACAUCAUUCUCCACCACUGGAAAUGCAGCAAAUACCACAACUAACAGAGAGGGGGAAUUUGAACCUCAAUCCACCACAAAUAGAUUCAUAUCAAGAACCAUCUGAUCAUAAGCCAUGGUCAAAGAAUCACCCACAGGAUGAGAGGGAUGACUCUGCAUUAGUCAAAGAGACGGUUCACCAAAAUGAAUCACAAGGAAUCUGCAUAUCAGAGGUGAGAAGCAUUGGAAAACCUCCUGGACGAGGAACUGAUAAAACAACCGACGAAGCUCCAACUUUGCAGAUUAUUUCAUACUGCUCUCUGCGAGAAGAACCAGUUUCCACAGACGUGAAAGAGGAGGUGAACAAAAAAGAAAUAAAGGUUGAAGAAGGAUACGACAUUGACAAGUCUUUAGAUGUAACUCUUAAGAAUGUCCACAGCUCUUCACCUAAACAAACUGUUGACAACAAGUUGUACCUGAAGACGGUAAAGAACAAAUAAAGAGAUUUGCACCAUUUAAUGCCACACAGUAAAGAUCAGUAUAGAUUUGACCUUUAUCAACUGACAUUUGCCUUGUUUUUAGUGUUUGAACACCGCUGCUGAGAGUGAAGUACAGCUCCUCAAGAGGGAGGAGAUCAAAGUUGAAGAGAUUAUCUUUGAUCCACCACUGGCUGGACCAGCAUGUCAGAGCAAAGAGCAUACAGGUAUGCAACCACAGCACUAUGGGAUAUAAGGACAGUCCUGGCGAAAGAGGAGUGCUUAAGCAAAAUGAGACUCAGGUCACAGAUAGUAGUAGUGUCAACUGGAUUGUGGAGCUAGAUAAUACUGUAAAACACCUCCAGUUCAGGUAAGUAUUUGAUCACUAUGCAGCUCAGAGUAAAAAAGAUAAAGAGAGUAUUUUGAGAUCUGGCAAAUGCGUCUGGUCUAGUACCCCACACCUGCUAUUAGCGUGCAUUUUGCUCAAGUGUUUACGAUUUUAUAAUGAUAAAGGAUACUUCCUUUCCAGAACAGUUUAAAAAAUGAAGAUUUAACGGCUGAACAGCAGGGACCAGAUAUAGGCAGUAUGUCAGGGAGUGCUGUUCUCCCAUUAGCAUUCAAAAUGACUGUGUUAUUAAAGUAUUAAAUCAGAGUAUGAUACUAGUUACCACAGCAGUGCCCUGUACGAAAAAGGUUCUUGGAUAGAUUGUAUGGAAAUUUCAGAAGGACCAUGAAGAUAAAGCUGAAUAAAUUGAGAGGCAUAUUAGUGUCCAGAGGGAAGGUAUAUCUAUUAGGGGAAAAUCGAUGACUUGUUUUGGUAGGUGGUUAAUGGAGACCUGAACAACAGUGAACAGAGAUCGACUUAGUAGCAUCACUUCUACAGUUGAUGCAACCACUGUCAAAUUAAGAAAUGCUGAUGAGGUGGAAAUGCUUGGAGGGUUGUCUAAUUAGUGUAUCAGAAAAUGGUUAGACACUCUCAAAUGUCAAGGAAAUGUAUUAGAAAAGGUCUAUUCCAAUCACCCAUUGCUAAUUUGACAGGGGAGUUAAAUCAUGGAAAUGCCAGAUCAGCAUUUGUGUUAAUUCAACAAUAAAGUAGAAAUGGAGUCUUGCAGUAAAGGAAGUAAAGGCAGCUCUUAGGCAUACAGAGAUCAUUCACUCGAGUACUCACUCACUCACAACUGUUGCUAUUCAGAGUGACCACUUAACCCGACAGGCAUGGUUUGAGACUGUGGAAAGAAACCAUAGUAUCAGUCGAGAACCCAUGUUUUCUCAUGCAAAGGGAGAACAUGCAAAUUCCACACUGAAGGGCCUUUCUUCGUCAGUGAUAACUUCAGAGGUCUGCCAGUUAGAAAAUACAGUAAAUGAAAUGGCAAUUCUGUGUUAUGUGAAUGAUCUUAGUUUUUUGUUAUGUUUUUUCAGGCGAACUGGACAGUCCUGCAUUUACUGAUUGUAAACUGGAAUUUACAGACUGGGAGGUCUUGAGGACUCACCUGCACCAGAAUGCUCCAAAAAAGGAAGAAGAAGAAGCUGAGAAAGGAGAGAACGAGAAACCUGCAGAACAAAUGGACUUAAGGAAAGUGGAAGGUGAAGGCAAUAUAAAGGAAGAUGUUAGUGGUGAUGAAAACAAGUCUACCACGAGCAGUUCAAACCCCUCAGGCUUAACACUUGAAAAUGGAGGAGUUUUGUCAAAGAGGGGAUGUUAUUCUUGUUUUUUGUGUGGUAAAUUUUAUAAAUACCUGGGUUCAUUCAUGAAGCACCAGGAGCAGCACAACAAACAAAUGUUAAAAUAUCAAUGUACAAAGUGUAGGAAGGCAUUCAACAGGAAAUCACAGCUACUUGAUCACAUGAAAGUUCACAGGUCACGUAGUUCUCAGGUGGAUCAGCAAACUUGAAAUCUCUCAAUGUGAUCAGUAGAAUAAAAGCUUUGCCACAGACAGAUCAUGAAUAGCUCACAUAAAGCUCCAUAAACUGAAACCUUUUUGGUGUAUGACUUGUGCCAAAAGGGUUUUUCUAUGAACAGGCACUAAGUAAAUACCUGCUGAAUCACAUCUGAGGAAACAUACCUGCAGAACUACAGGAAGAACUUCUGUCUGCACUUGACGUCAUCCACACCAUAGCAAAACCUUUCCAUGAUACUACCUACUCUACCACAUGGCCACUGGUGGCUCCUACAAUCCUGAAUGCAGCAGACAAGAGUCUGCAGCAAGACGUGUCAAGAGGACAGGAAAGGCAGAGCCUAUUUGAGCUAGAGGCCAUAUUUGCUAGGCUGUCCACUUAACCUAUCCCCACUGCCUAAUUUUCAGAAGGGAUGAGAGGAGAGAGGCCAGAGAAAGAAACAAGACAGGCAAUGAACAUGAGCUCUUGUUUUUGUUUUGGUCCACAUCCAGACUCAGAGGCUUGUCUUAACUGCUUCAUCUGACAUUUCCAUCGCAGUCUUUAGCAAACUUAUUUUCUGUUCAUUUGUAAAACAUAUUAUAUGUUGUGCUUACAUUUUAAAAUCUUUGUCUUUAACACAUAAGGACAAAUAUUGUUUUGUGAUUAACAGUAUGUACAACAGAGGGAGUCUCAACAGAGACACAGUGAGAUUAUUUCACAGGUUUUCUGUUCUGUAUUUUGUAAAUAAGAUGAUACGGUCAUGCGCAAAAGUGACCCACUUAAAAAGAAUCUACCUCUAUUUUUGAAAAUCAAUAAAAUUGUGCCUUGUGUUUUUUGUGUCCAUGGAAA